Molecule: messenger RNA, 504 nt
Organism: Solanum stenotomum
Lineage: Eukaryota; Viridiplantae; Streptophyta; Magnoliopsida; Solanales; Solanaceae
Product: beta-amyrin 28-monooxygenase-like
Exons: 2
Coding region: 1-504 (167 amino acids)
Biological process (GO): sterol metabolic process
Molecular function (GO): heme binding; oxidoreductase activity, acting on paired donors, with incorporation or reduction of molecular oxygen; monooxygenase activity
Source: RefSeq, a predicted model, not a curated record
AUGGUGUUCUUGUCUGGUGCAGAGGGCAAUAAGUUUCUAUUUUCAAAUGAAAAUAAGCUAGUUCGAAUCUGGUGGCCGAGUACUGUUGACAGAAUCUUUCCUAAGACUCAUCAGAAAGCUAAUCAUGAAGACUUUGCAAGCACGCGCAAAUUGCUAUCAGCCCCUCUCAGAUUAGUGUCUCUUCAAAGAUUUGUUUUACCUGCUGUUAGGAAGUACAUAUUCUCAUUGGCCUGCACAUUAUUCGAUGACACAAAGAAAGUUGAAAGAUUGUCCACGUAUAUUGAAGACAUUUCCACUGGUCUGCUCUCUAUGCCUAUAAAUCUACCAGGAACAACUUUCAACCGAGCAUCCGAAAAGAUGUGCAAAGAGGUUCAAGAUGUCAGCAAUCAAAGGAAAAGUGAUCUAUCAGAGAACAAAAUUGCUGCACCAGAAGACAUUUUGUCUCAGAUACUCCAGGCGACAAAUGAGAAAGAACAGUUUUUGAACGAGUCCGAUACAUUGUAG